This is a messenger RNA of Vanrija pseudolonga, 1074 nucleotides long. RefSeq lists its product as uncharacterized. The transcript is spliced from 2 exons. Bases 1 to 1074 code for a protein of 357 amino acids. NCBI's taxonomy places the organism in Eukaryota, Fungi, Basidiomycota, Tremellomycetes, Trichosporonales, Trichosporonaceae. The record is from RefSeq and is a predicted model, not a curated record.
AUGGCACCCCUAGGCGAGAACCUUAGGAACCUAGCCCCGCUACUGACCAGGCUCGAGCAGCCGUUCACGAGCAAUCAGCUCCGCACCCACCUUGAGGAGUGGGAAGCGCACUACUUCAAGCUCGACCCCGAGUUCGUGCCCAACACCACGACGUGGCCCGCAGAACAAUUCGUGAAAACGCUACCAGAGACCGUCGAGGCUGCGGUACUGCUCGUCUGGAAGCAGGGAACGCAGCACACUUGGGACGAGAUGAGGCGUAUCGUGCUCUGCGGCGGGCGUAAUAUGGAUUAUCACGAGGCCGUCGUGUGCUGGGAGUCCUGGUGCGAGUACUGUGCUUGUCCUUGCCACGAGGGCAAGGCGUUCUCCGAGCUACCGGUCUGCGACGCAAUGGCCGCGGUCAACCACCCCUCCAGCGGAAACCCCAUGGUCCCUCCCCCGCCGACUGCGCUCCGGCGUCCAAGGCACAUUCCCCGCCUGCCCGGCGCCCGUGCUCAGGGAACCGUGACCACCGCAGCGCUUUGGGUCCACCUGAGUACGACUGCGUCCUUCACACCACCGGUCGAGCCGACAGCUCCAGGUCCGUUGCCACUCGCAACAGUGCUUGUCUCGGCGGACGCAACGCACUGCGUCGUCAACGACCGCUCCUUGCUCGCGGGGCUGCGGCGCAUCGUGCUGCCGGUGGUAGCGUCUACCGGGAUCUCAGGAAACGAAGAUGCGGCCGCGCUCCACGAGGGCAUCCUCGUGCUGUGGCGCAGCGACAUCCAAGCUGGUAUUGUGGUCGAGAACGUGCUCUACGCGCCCGACUCGCCGAUCAGCGUGCUCACGGCCGACGCGUGGCUGUGCCACCAGCUCCGCUUGGGCAGCAGCGGCGCCCUCCGCGCGCCACUGUAUGCCCUCAAGCACUUCUUCCCCGUGCCCCGGUACCCCGUUGACGGCAGCUGCUGUAGCCUGUUCCAGGUGGCCCAGAGGGCGGCCUGCCCCGACCCGGCGUCGUUGCGGCAAGUGGCGUUGGUGCACUUGCAGCCCCCGCCAUCGACCGCCGAGGACGGGGAGAGUAGCUCCACAGUUGCAUGA